This is a messenger RNA of Leptopilina heterotoma, 2289 nucleotides long. RefSeq lists its product as uncharacterized. NCBI's taxonomy places the organism in Eukaryota, Metazoa, Arthropoda, Insecta, Hymenoptera, Figitidae. Bases 215 to 664 code for a protein of 149 amino acids. Gene Ontology annotation, biological process: positive regulation of voltage-gated potassium channel activity; sleep; regulation of synaptic transmission, cholinergic. The transcript is spliced from 3 exons. The record is from RefSeq and is a predicted model, not a curated record.
CCUCGUACCAACCAGGGAUCAACAGUGCGUUCUAAGCUCUUGAGGCCGCGAGGUCGGCCCUUUUAAGCAACCCUUAAAAAAAUUAAUUUUUUGUCAAUAUUAAAAUCAUUAAAUCAAGUGAUAAUCCUCUAGUCAUCACAAUUGUCUACUCGUGAAUUUUCUUUUUUCUCCAUUAAAUCAUCACUUGAAGUGCAAGAGUGCAAUUUCAUCAAAAAUGGGAUUGCAAUUGCGACUACUCACAAUUGCCUGCUGUGCUUUUCUCAUCUUGGAAAAUUCCGGAGUAACGGCUGUCAGAUGUUUCGACUGUAACAGUAAUAAUGACAGCAGAUGUGCAGAAGACGAACCUCCUGAAGAAUUGAAAGUGGAUUGUUCAUCAAAAAGAGACGGUGCUAAAUACACUAUGUGCAGAAAGAUUGUUCAAACAAUCGAAUUCAGUGUCAAUGGCUUGCCACCAAAUAAGAGGGUAAUUCGUGGUUGCGGUUGGGACGAGUCGAAUUACAAGGGCAAUUGCUAUCAAAGAGGUGGUUUUGGCGGACGACAAGAAGUCUGCUCUUGUCUUGAAGAUUUUUGCAAUGCUGCCACACCAGGUGCAAUUCCAGUCUCACAAUCUCUUCUCCUCUCAUGUUUAUUAGGAAGCAUGAUUUAUGCAUUUGCUCGAAAUUAAAUAUCACACAAUUUGAAUAUUGUCCACUAAAAUAAUAAUCUUCAAUUUAAUGAAGAUCACAGCGAAUAUUUUGACGAUCCGUUUUCUUCAAAUAAAUUCGGUCUCAAUAAUUUUUUUUUUUUGAGAAUUCACCGAUAUUUACUAUGAUAAAAAUUAAAAUCGUUAAAAAUUCGCAUAAUUGAGGCAAAAAGACGUUGAAUUUUUUGCCAUUAGAACGAAAUACACAAUUUUUCCUCCCCCCCUCCCCCUAACAGAAGAAAAUUAAUAAUCAAAAUUCGGUAAAACAGAAAUUAUUACCUCCGUCAAAAAAAAAAAAAAAAAAAAAAAAAAAAAAAAAUGAGUAUUAUAUGUAGUUUUUUAAGCACUAGUGCCUUAAGAAUUAAUUUUUGGCACUGCUUUAAAAAAAAAAACAAAAAGCAGUUCCUACAUACGCAUUUUUUUUUUGUUAUUCGCUAGUGACGCGGUCAAUGUUUCGUUUUUGUUGGGGAGGUCUAAUAUAAAAAUCGUAAACAUAAGUUAAUUAUUAUACUUUACGAUAAAUUAUUUAAUUUUUAUUUAUUAUUUUAUUUAUAAUUUAUUAUCAUCAGUAAAUAAUUAUAAUUCGAAUUUACAAUUUUUUAUUCUCAGUUUAAUUUUGGUGCUAAUGGGAAAUUUUUCAAAAUAUGUAGAAAAAAAGUGGAAAUAUUUGCAUUAAUUUAUAUGUAUCGGCACAAAAAAUAAUCAAGCGCAUUACAAGUUUGCUCAAAAGAAUUUCAGAAUGAAAUUCAGUUUUAAUCGAAACGUGACAAAUUACAGAAACUGAAAUAUUUUUUUUUUUUUGCUCUGAAGAAUUCAGAAAUUGAUGACAAAAAAAAAAAUUCUUUUGCACAAACUUUAUAAUUGUGUCGAGUUCUACACUAUAUGAAAGAAUUAAUUUUCAAUUUAGUGAAAUUAGAAUUUUAUUACUUAAUUUUAAAUUGUUAUUUUUUUUUUAUUUCCAAACCUUUCGGUUUUUUUUUUUUUUUAUUCGGCAUAAAAACGGGGAUUUUGAAAAUGUCGAAAAUACCCCAGGCACAAUUCUUCUGCACUAAAAAACAUUUUACAAAAAAAUCAAGAUCUAUUAGAAAUUUAAAACAAAAAUUAAUAUCCAAUUUGUUUUUUUUAGUAAUUUUAGAAAUGAAAAUUUGUUAAAAAAAAUCCCCACGUAAAAUUGCAAAAGCGAAAAUGAAUGACUGUUCUUCUUUUUCUUCCACUUUUUUGUUUGUAAUAAAAAAAAAAAUUAGUAAAGCAGAGACUUGACAAAGUAUUCCAGUUAUAUAAUUGAUUAUAUAUAGUCAAUUUAGAGAUCUCUUUGUCCAAUUGUUAAGAAUAGCUGUAUAAAUUUAGACCUGUUAAGGUACACGUCAACCUAACCCAAUUGAUGAUAAAUAAUAAUUACAUUAAAUAAACAAACUAGGUUGAUAGAAUUGUAAAAUUGAAAAUAAUUUCAAAAAAAAAAAGGAAUCGCAGAAGCUUACAGUUUUUAAUCAUAAAUAGCGUGAUGAAGUGUCGACGUAAAGGCACACUGUGUUCAUUUUAAAAAAAUUAAACUAUUAGUGCUUAGAUAAAAAAAAUUAUAUUUAUACUUUCUUUUCUUUUUGUGCUAA